AGUUUUUCCCUGGCUGAAGCUCCUUCACUUCCAGUAUGGAGAUGAAUCGAGAAAAACUGCAUACCAAUAAAGCUGAUGCAAGCUCAGAGUCUGCUUAUCAUUGUUCAGCAUGUCAUGAUGACGAGGAGUGGGGCAGUAGUAGCCGGGGUCGAGCUAAGUCCCGAAGCCUGUCUGCUUCACCAGCCCUUGGAAGCACCAAAGAAUUCCGGAGGACACGCUCCUUGCAUGGACCAUGCCCAGUGACCACCUUUGGACCAAAGGCCUGUAUGCUGCAAAAUCCUAAAACGAUCAUGCACAUACAGGACCCAGCAAGCCAGCGGUUGACAUGGAACAAACCUCCCAAGAGCGUCCUCGUUAUUAAAAAGAUACGUGAUGCUAGUCUGCUGCAGCCUUUUAAAGAGCUCUGUGUGUAUCUUACUGAGGUGAAUAACAUGAUAGUGUAUGUAGAAAAAAAGGUUUUGGAAGACCCAGCCAUAGCUAAUGACGAUAAUUUUGGACCAGUGAAGAAGAAAUUUUGCACCUUCAGAGAAGAUUAUGAUGAUAUCUCCAAUCAGAUCGAUUUUAUCAUAUGCCUGGGAGGAGAUGGGACCUUACUUUAUGCUUCUUCACUUUUUCAGGGUAGUGUACCUCCAGUUAUGGCUUUUCAUCUGGGAUCCCUUGGAUUUCUUACUCCAUUUAAUUUUGAGAAUUUUCAAUCCCAAGUCACUCAGGUUAUAGAAGGCAAUGCAGCACUUGUUUUACGAAGCAGGUUGAAAGUGAGAGUAGUAAAAGAGAACAGAGAGAAGACAACAAUACAGAACGGUAUAGAAGAAAAUGGAGUAGUGUCUACAAACAUAGAGAAAGAAGUGGGCAAACAAAUUAUGCAAUAUCAGGUCCUAAAUGAAGUUGUAGUAGAUCGUGGUCCUUCUUCAUACCUUUCCAAUGUAGAUGUCUUUCUAGAUGGACACCUUAUAACCACAGUGCAAGGGGAUGGAGUCAUUGUCUCCACACCGACUGGUAGCACCGCGUAUGCCGCUGCAGCAGGAGCUUCUAUGAUUCAUCCCAAUGUUCCUGCAAUAAUGAUCACUCCAAUCUGCCCUCACUCACUGUCUUUCAGACCUAUUGUUGUUCCUGCUGGAGUGGAGCUCAAGAUUAUGCUUUCCCCAGAUGCCAGGAAUACAGCAUGGGUUUCGUUUGAUGGAAGGAAGAGACAGGAAAUAUGCCAUGGAGACAGUAUUAGCAUCACUACCUCUUGCUAUCCCCUUCCUUCGAUCUGUUUCCGAGAUCCUGUGAGCGACUGGUUUGAAAGUUUGGCUGAGUGUUUACACUGGAAUGUUCGGAAGAAGCAAAAUAACUUUACUGUUGAAGAAGAAGAAUUUUAAGUGUCUGCAUCUAAAAAGACUCAUGGGAAUGGAAAGUGGCAGUAUCCCUUCUGUUAAAACAUCUGGGUUUUAAGUUUUUGGCUAACAUGAACGGAGACCAAGACUAACGUAUACAGUGAAGUACCUCAUAGUAGUCUGAUCUGUUGAUGGCC
Tinamus guttatus (white-throated tinamou) is the source of this 1513-nucleotide messenger RNA. The record is from RefSeq and is a predicted model, not a curated record. Lineage: Eukaryota; Metazoa; Chordata; Aves; Tinamiformes; Tinamidae.